AUUUUUAUUAUUUUUUUUUUUUAUUUUUAUUCUUUUCGAUAUAGAAAUGUCAAUACGAAGUAGCACAUUAUUUGUAUCGCGAGAAGUUGUGGCAUUCAAGGUACCACCAGGAGAAGUUGUUCUGUCGAAUUGGAGUCCACCAUACAUAUGGCAAGGAGGACUUCGUGUGGUUGAGGAAGAACGUUUGCCCGAUAUUGUGGACCAUUACGCCCAUACAGGUGGUGGUGCGGCCAUUGAUGAAAUGGUUAAGCCUCCAGAGAAGCCAUUCUUUGCCAUGAGACUCAAACUUGAGCUAUUCAAUCGACUUUCGGUGGAUAAACCACCGGUGAUAUGGGCCGAGGUAUGGUACAACCCAUUGGAUACCAGUGCAUACAAUUGUGUGAUUGCCAAUAAUGGCGAAGAUACGGUUCAAUUGGCUCUGGACUCCCCGCAACACCUCAAGGUAUUUGCACAAUUUCCUGGUUCAGGUUACAAACCGGUGGAUGAUCAAUCAGAUCACAUUACAGUAGAUCGACCAAUUCAAGUUGCCUUGGGACUUCAAUUUAAAGAACCUGAAGAUUCUUGGAGAUUUUUAGAAGUAUUGGAUCGGUAUCAUACUAGAUAUUCAGCAUUGAUAGAGAGUUAUAACUAUGAAAUAAGACUUUUAAACAUUGAAAGAGACAUGCAAAAUGGAAUUGAGAAGUUACUGAUUAAGGAAAGGGAAACCCCAGGAAAGAUUAUGAAUCAAGCUGAGCAAGAUGAACAAGAAGAACAAAUUCAGAAAGAACUAUAUCUUGACAAGCAAAUUCACGAUGAUAAUGACGACAAUGAUGAUGAUGAUGAUGAUGAAGAUGAUGACGAAUUUGGAGAUUUUGUAGAAGUAUAAUGUUAUAGAAAAACUUGGAGAUAUCGUGGAUAGAUAAAUAUAUUUAUAAUAGACGUUCUU
Messenger RNA from [Candida] anglica, 925 nucleotides. The record is from the annotation of a GenBank genome assembly. NCBI's taxonomy places the organism in Eukaryota, Fungi, Ascomycota, Pichiomycetes, Serinales, Debaryomycetaceae.